Molecule: messenger RNA, 5871 nt
Organism: Erinaceus europaeus (western European hedgehog)
Lineage: Eukaryota; Metazoa; Chordata; Mammalia; Eulipotyphla; Erinaceidae
Gene: SIX4
Product: SIX homeobox 4
Exons: 3
Coding region: 98-2461 (787 amino acids)
Biological process (GO): regulation of transcription by RNA polymerase II
Cellular component (GO): transcription regulator complex; nucleus
Molecular function (GO): DNA-binding transcription factor activity, RNA polymerase II-specific; RNA polymerase II cis-regulatory region sequence-specific DNA binding
Source: RefSeq, a predicted model, not a curated record
GGGGGAGGGAGACGAAGAAGGAGGAGUAAGAGAGGGGGAAAGAAAGAGGAAAAAGAGUGCGAGGGAGUGAGGGAGGGAGGAAAAUAAACAACAAAAAAUGUCCUCUUCCUCCCCCACCGGGCAGAUUGCAAGUGCGGCGGACAUCAAGCAGGAGAAUGGGAUGGAAAGCGCCUCGGAAGGGCAGGAGGCGCCUCGAGAAGUUGCUGGGGGCGCGGCGGCGGCAGCGGGGUUGAGCCCCUCGGCUCCAACCCCUUUCCCCCUGGAGCCCGGGGACGUCGCAGCCGCCGCCGCCAGGGUGAGCGGCGAGGAAGGGACAGUGGCGGCGGCGGCGGCCGGGGCGGCGGCAGAUCAGGUACAACUCCACUCGGAACUUCUAGGCAGGCACCACCACGCCGCGGCCGCCGCCGCCGCCGCCGCGCAGACCCCCCUGGCCUUCUCGCCGGACCAUGUCGCCUGCGUGUGCGAGGCGCUGCAGCAGGGGGGCAACCUGGACCGCCUGGCCCGGUUUCUGUGGUCCUUGCCCCAGAGCGACCUGCUACGUGGCAACGAGAGCCUGCUGAAGGCGCGGGCGCUGGUGGCCUUCCACCAGGGCAUCUACCCCGAGCUCUACAGCAUCCUCGAGAGCCACAGCUUCGAGUCGGCCAACCACCCGCUGCUGCAGCAGCUCUGGUACAAGGCGCGCUACACCGAGGCCGAGCGAGCCCGCGGCCGGCCGCUGGGCGCGGUGGACAAGUACCGGCUGCGCAGGAAAUUCCCCCUGCCCCGCACCAUCUGGGACGGCGAGGAGACGGUGUAUUGUUUCAAGGAGAAGUCGCGCAACGCACUCAAGGAGCUCUACAAGCAGAAUCGCUACCCUUCGCCCGCCGAGAAGAGGCACCUGGCCAAGAUCACCGGCCUCUCCCUCACCCAGGUCAGCAACUGGUUCAAGAACCGCCGGCAGCGCGAUCGGAACCCCUCGGAGACCCAGUCCAAAAGUGAAUCAGAUGGCAAUCCCAGCACUGAAGAUGAAUCAAGCAAGGGACAUGAAGACUUGUCUCCUCAUCCACUCUCCAGCUCAUCUGAUAGUGUCACCAACCUCAACCUUUCUAGUCACAUGGAGCCUGUAUAUAUGCAACAAAUUGGAAAUGCUAAGAUAUCACUUAGCUCUUCUGGAGUUUUGUUGAAUGGAAGUUUGGUACCUGCAAGCACAUCACCUGUCUUUCUUAAUGGUAAUUCAUUCAUUCAGGGACCCAAUGGAGUUAUUCUUAAUGGACUGAAUGUGGGCAAUACACAGACAGUGUCAUUAAACCCACCCAAAAUGGCCUCAAAUAUUGUGAGUAAUGGCAUGUCCAUGACUGACAUACUGGGGUCUACCUCCCAGGAUGUGAAGGAAUUUAAAGUCCUCCAGAGCUCUUCAGCUAACUCCACAGCCACCACCUCCUAUAGCCCCAGUGCCCCUGUGUCAUUCCCAGGGCUGAUACCCAGCACAGAGGUCAAAAGAGAAGAUAUUCAAGCAGUGGCUUCCCAAGACGGAGGCUCUGUAGUGACUUUUACUACACCUGUGCAAAUUAACCAAUAUGGCAUUGUCCAGAUCCCAAAUUCCGGAGCAAAUGGCCAGUUCCUGAAUGGGAGCAUUGGAUUCUCACCACUGCAGCUGCCUCCUGUUUCAGUGGCAGCUUCACAAGGUAAUAUUUCAGUAAAUACAAGCACUUCAGAUGGGAGCACAUUUACAAGUGAGUCAACUACAAUUCAGCAAGGAAAGGUUUUUUUGAGCUCUCUUGCUCCCAGUGCAGUGGUAUACACUGUUCCUAAUUCAGGCCAAACUAUAGGAUCUGUUAAACAGGAGAGUUUGGAGAGAAGCCUGGUGUUUUCUCAGCUGAUGCCUGUCAAUCAGAAUGCUCAAGUUAAUGCAAAUCUGUCUUCUGAAAAUAUCUCCGGGAGUAGCCUCCAUUCACUAGCCUCCUCAUUAGUUAAUGUGUCCCCAACACACAAUUUUUCUCUGACUCCACCGACCUUAUUAAAUCCCACCGAGCUGAACCCUGACAUUGCUGAUGGCCAGCAAAUGUCUGCCCCUGUGGCAAGCAAAUCUACUGUGACAUCUGUCAGUAACACUAACUAUGCAACUCUACAGAACUGCUCCCUUAUUACUGGUCAAGAUCUAUUAUCAGUUCCUAUGACCCAGGCUGCCCUUGGGGAAAUAGUUCCUACAGCUGAAGACCAGGUGGGUCACCCCUCCCCAACAGUACACCAGGAUUUUGUCAGAGAACAUCCUUUGGUUCUGCAAUCAGUAGCUAACAUAAAAGAAACUUUCUUAACAAAUUCAGAGAGCAAAACAGCAAGCAACUUAAUGAUGCUGGACUCCAAAUCCAAGUAUGUCCUUGAAGGCAUGGUGGAGACUGUCUGUGAAGACCUAGAAACAGAUAAAAAAGAGCUUGCCAAGCUUCAGACUGUCCAACUGGAUGAAGAUAUGCAAGACUUAUGAACUUUAUUCCCACUUUCUUUUUUUGCAUCAGGGGACAAACCUUUUCCUGAAGCCCAUAGAGCAUAAAACAUAUUCCCAUUUAAAGAGAAAUACUAGUUUUGCAAGUAAAUGCAUUCAAAAGACUUUGGAUUGAUCUGCAUGAAGAUCGCAAUUAAAUAUAUAGGAGUAAAACUACAUUACUACAGCCUUUUGUUCAGAUGUAUUCUCUUUUAAAUAGAUGGAGACGAAAGAACAUGAAAUACAUCAAGUCAGUGUACCAUUUGGAGACAUUCUGAGGUCAAAUGGAACUGAUGAACACUUUUUUAAUUGAAAAAAAAAAAUCUAUAUGUGUGUGUAUAUAUAUACAUAUCUAAUGUAGAAAAUUAAAUAUCAUUACAGAACUUUAGCAAGAAUAUAGUUCUUUUUGUUUACUUUUACUCCAUGGGCAUUUAUAAGGUUAAGAAAUACAAAUGGUACUCCACACUAUUCUAAGGGUAUAGUUUUGAAUAUAUGUUUUGGGUUUUUUUUCCCAGCAUUUUUGUGAAAGUUUCAGUUUGUCUACACAUUUCCAAAUAUGAUUGGUAAUAGUUCAGUGUGGCAGAGAAAGUUUGCAACUUUACUAAAAACUUUGGAACAAAUUUCUGUAUGAGUGUAAAUGUAUCUAGUCCUUAUAACAAGGAAUAGAGUAAUUCAGUGAAUUUUAUUUAUGCUGUAUAUGUUUUCUUAUACUUCGGAUACUAUGAACUGAAAAAAAAAGUUUUCUUACUGUUUAAUUUAUUAUUAUUGUUUGAACAGGAAGUUUUCCAACAAAGUUUCCAGUUCCAACGAAGUUUAAAUUUUUGUAGGAUUUUUUAAAGUAAUGAUUUUUAUCAGUACUUUAUUAAGGUCAAGAUUAAUAACACUGAAACAGGAAAUCUAACUCCCAAUAUUGGAAUUUUUGUACUUUUUUUUCACAUCCUUGUUCUUUAUUUAGCAACUUUAAUUCAUUUAAAUAUGCUGUCUUUUAACUUCUAUGUGCCUUUUUACCUUGUGGCCUUUUUAUUCUUACUAAGGUACAGAUGUGUCAACAAAAGCACUGAAGGCUCUUUUCUACUUUAACAGGGUUAAUUUCACCACAAUGAAUAUGUAAAUUUAAUUCAACAGAAUUCCAUCCUGUUGAAGCUGAGUUCUAAAUAUUUUUAGUUAUUACAUUAUGACAUUUGACUGUUGUUUGCACUAUAUUAUCAUAUAUCUUAAAGUCCAACUUUAGGGUGCCCUCAAGAAGCUUGUUGUAUAAUGCUGUGAUCUGUGGUCUUAGUUUUUAACAGGACUGAACACAAGAUGUAACAAUUCAAACACAUUUUGUAGUGACUAGAAUCUGUGGUCUCUGAAAAGUAACAAAGAUGAGAAAAUGAUCUCAUUAGAGAUCACUGAAAAUAGUUGGACAUCAAGAUGUUACCUCAUCUUGCUUUCUAUAGGAUUAGAGCAAAAGGUCUACUCUAGGCCUUCUACAUGCCCAUCAACAGAACAUGUUAAAUAAGAGGCAUAGAGGAUUUAAUGUUUGUUACUGCAAAUGGAACUUGUAGGCAUAAAUGCAGAGUCCUGUGAAGAAUUCCUCUUUCAUCAAUUUGAUAAAGAACUUAGAUCUCAUUUUUAAUGGAAUUAGUGAAUGUUUCUAAACUGCUGAAACUCAUGUUUUUGUUUUGUUUUUAUUAAACCAGGUGUUUUAGAGUUCUUUUCACUCCACCAUUACUUAUACAGACUUUUCCCUCCUUUGGAUGUGUGCUGAUCAUAUUACUAAGAUUGAUUACUUGGUUCUAUAGUGUAGUUUACAUAAAAAUGAUGUUUUCCACUUGAUUGCUACAGAUACCAAGUUUGCUAAUUAUUUAUAAACCCAUCCAAUAAGGGAAAUGGAGUAUUUCAGAAGAUAUAUAUAUAUAUACAUAUAUAUAUAUGUAUAUAUAUACUUUUUUAUGUCUUCCAAAAAUACAUGAAGCCUCUUUUAUUCAAAGUUCUUCCUCAUUUCUCUCAAGAAAAAAGAUAGCACAAAACCUAAGACUUGCCUAAGAAACCCAUUUAUACUCUCAAUAUGAUGUAAUUAUAUCCCGACAAUUAUUCCAGGUCGCAAUACAGUAUACCAGUUAAGACUCAAUGCACAUCAUAAAGCACAUUUUGUUCUUUUCUAUUGUCAGUAGAAUAAGGGCCAGUAGAUAUGUAGCCCAUAUAUAUGUGAAUGAAAUAAGAUAAACCCCAUGAUCUCCUUGCACAGAAUUGCAAAUAUCUGGUUUAGUUGUUGUUGUUGUUGUUGUUUUGGGGGGGGUGGGGGUGCUUUCAAUACCAAGGGCCAGACUCUGAACCCUUAGAGUUCAUGUGGCAGAAUUUCUUAAAUAAACCAAUGCUUGAAGAUGCUGCAAAUGAUCCUCUAAUGAUCCCCUUAGAGGAAUCAGAAUAGGAGAAGAUAACUCUCCCUGCAAAUCCCAACCCAUGCUGCUGGCUGUGAGAUUUUUGGUGUGAGCCUAUCUAUGCACUCUAUCAGCCAGACCCAGCAUUUAGCUGUUAGUGACAACUAAUAAAGGACAGUCUGUUGGUUAAAGAAGGUGCAUUUGUUCCUCAAUCAAGCAAGAGCACCUGUAUUGUACUGUUUUAUAUCUCAUGUAUAUUUAUAGUAAUAAAAAGACUGAAUUGUACACAUGUUUCUGUACCUUUCUUGUGUUAUGAAAGGCAGGUGGACUUUAUAGCCAUAUGUAACAAUCCAUAGUUAAGUUGCACACUGACCCAAAGUCUCCCUGAAUAUGCCUUUGCAUCUUGCAUGUUAAAAGAUGGAUUAUUGGGCAUGUUACAUGUUAGACAAGUGUGCAUUAGUAUAUAGCCAGAACUUCUUCAGUCUAAAAUGUUUCAACAGGUCAUCUCAUCAUAAAAAUAUAAAUAGUUCAGGAAAAUUGUGGGGGGGGAAAUAAUUACAUUUAACAAAAAUGUUUUCAAGUCUUCCUAGAAUUUAAGCGAUAGAGCCUACCAGUUAUUUUGUGUCUAAAUGACAAAUAUGUUAAUUUAAUAUUACCAUCAUAUGUUUUAAUCAAAAUUAUAUAGCAUGUGACUUUUGACUUUCAGGGUUCUCAAAAAGUUUUAUUCUUUUGCUGCAUGUACUGUAUGUUUAGAGGCAAUCAGUUCUAUACUCGAUAUGGUUUUACUGUGCCUUACACAAAGAAAAUCGAUACAGAAUGUAUAUCCUGGGUGGGGUAACAGAGUUUCUAAUGCACUGUUAGGUGAGGGCACACAGAGCAUGUCCCAGACAUUUCUGUGCUUAAUUACCCAACCAAAGAGAUCUAAAGUAUGUAUGUUGUACUGUAAUGGGGGGUUUAUGCCUGGACAAUUAAGUGUUUUAUUUGUUUUCUGAAAUGAUGUGAACUUAUUUUUCUAAACACUAUGCUAAAUAAACUUUAUAUUUAUAUGUA